Chelmon rostratus (copperband butterflyfish) is the source of this 1884-nucleotide messenger RNA. It is a transcript of the gene msantd1, whose product is annotated as Myb/SANT-like DNA-binding domain containing 1. The transcript has 3 exons. The record is from RefSeq and is a predicted model, not a curated record. Gene Ontology annotation, cellular component: nuclear body. Lineage: Eukaryota; Metazoa; Chordata; Actinopteri; Chaetodontiformes; Chaetodontidae. Bases 160 to 999 code for a protein of 279 amino acids. Gene Ontology annotation, biological process: positive regulation of DNA-templated transcription.
AGGGCACAGGCAGGACGGUGUGUGUGCCUUCUUGCAUGUAUCAGUCCCUCACUGCAGCUUCAACACAGCUCUUAGACAGUAAAAGACUUUCAAAUUCAACCUCUAAAGAUCUUAUUUCUGCAAGCACAGCCUGCACAGGCCAAGAGAACCAUUUCAAAAAUGGCAACAGAGGAGGGUUUCAGCUACCUAAUGUCAGGCCACAGUGAGAAACACAGGCGGGCCCCGAACUGGACCGAUGGCGAAAUGAAAGCCCUCCUGUACGUGUGGGAGGAACACCACAACGAACUGAAAAUGAGCAAGAGGAACGCAAAGGUUUACGAGAAGAUGUCCCAGAGGUUUUUCCAGCUGACUGGGGAGCAGCGUUUCAAAGAGGAGAUCAAGAUGAAAAUCACCAACAUGUCUUUUCAGUACAGGCGACUGAAAUCCACAGUGAGUGAUAAUGGGGAGACACCGGACUGGCCUUAUUAUAAACCCAUCGAGAAGAUCCUCUCCAAGCCGCUGGAGAACGGGCGGGUGAACUCUUUGGAGUUCCAGGCCUCCACCGCAGGCCCCUCCACUUCCUCCCAGUCUACAGACAACCUGGUGCCCCUGUCGGAGGAGGGGAUGAUGGGAUUCCUGCCAGAGUACACAGGCUCCUCAGAUGAGAUGGAGAUAAAACAAGAGCUGGACUCUUUGAGCUCUGACAGUGAACACACGCAGGGCUCCAGCUCUCACCCCACUUCAGCCAGGAAAAGGCAAGCUAACAAGCACUUGUCCAUAAAGAAAAAGAAACUACGGGUGAUGCAGGCCAUGUUGCAGCAACAAAAGAGGUCGAGCCGGGCCAUAGAGGAGAUGUGCAGGGAGGUCCGUCGAGCCGUGCACCAACAGAACCUCCUCCAGGUCCAGUGUUUGCAGCUGCAGGACCGUAUGAUGAACCUUAUGGAGAAGAUGAUCCAGCCUCCCUCCACCACAUCAGCAUCAUGGGGUCAGAGUGGAGUCAAAGAUCCUGGGAAGCCAUGAAGUGUGAGGGGUUGUGGUUGUCUGGGAGAGAACAUGGUCUUGCCUCACGUAUAGCCUCGCUGAAGCAAAGAUAUAAAAGCAUAUUUAUUAUGGGUUUCAGUUUAACUUUGAACAUUGUUCAGGUUUAUCGUUGCAUAUGUCAAAGUACAUCACUCGUACAGAGAGGUACAAAAACAUGCUGUUAUGAUCAUCAGCCUGAAUGCAAUUAAUGGAAGAUGACCAUGUUAAUAAUCAUAGUGACAUAUGCUGGCGCUUUGGCAUCUGCUGCAAAUCAGGCUCCAAUCUGAGUUUUCAUUGUUAGGAUAAUUACAUCAGAUCCUCUUGCUUAAUAAUUUGUCAAGUACCCUAUUAAAAUCACUGUGGGAACAACAGCCUUGCAAAAACAGACUUAUCUUGUCACUACUUUCUUUCCCUGUGCCAAGAUAAUUACAAGUUGGGAAGGUUUGGUGCCAAAACAGGGGAAUUUGUAGCAUCAUAAAGCAGGAUUUGAGGCAAUAAUCCCUGCUGUUAUUGAAGCGAAAGGAAAGAAACUGUUAGCGAAUGACUUCCUAACCCAUACAAACUGCAGCCCUUAGACAGGACCUUUUUGUGCUCAACAGCAGUACACGUGAGGGCACAUUUCCUGCUUUUAGCUGACAUAACUAUUCAAGGUGAACCUCAUAUAGAUGCAAUAAACAAAAAUCUGAAGAGUCCAUUAACUCUUUCUCCUGUUCAUAUCCAGCCAGUUUGGAUUGUAUGUCACUGUGACCACACAGACUGUCUCUCUGCCCGACUGUGGACUGCGAGGACAAACAAAUAAUGUAUACAGUGUCUAAACUUUGGGCAUUGUGCUAAUAGAAUUAGAUAUUAAAGAAAACUUUGUGACAGAAACAUAAAGACAGUGCU